AUGCAUCGCCUCCUCCCUCCUCGCGGCUGCCUGCUCCGACGCCUGUCCACGGCCUCCGAGACCUCCGCAGCCUUGCCCCAUCCACCGCGGCGCCCGCUGGCCGACUCACUCUACCGCCGCGUCACUGCCGUAUGGAACCCGAACCUCCCGCUGACUCCCGUGCUGGAGCAAUGGGCGGUCACGGAGGGCCGGGCCGUCGAGAAGAACAACCUCAUGUGCAUCGUCAAGAAGCUCGUCCGCCUCCGCCGCUUCUCCCACGCGCUCGAGCUGUCAAUGUGGAUGACCGACCGGCGGUACAUGUACCUGUCGCCUGGCGACGUCGCGUACCGGCUGGAGCUGAUCAGCAAGGUGCAAGGCCUCGAGAGUGCCGUGAACUACUGGAAGAGCUUGUCGAUCCAGGUGAAGAAAUCUCAUUGCUACGGAUCCCUCCUGAAAUGCUAUGCGGAGGCAAAGUCCGUCGACGAGGCCGAAAAGCUCUUCGCGGAGAUGCAGGACUUGGGAAUGAUGAGAUCAUAUCCUUACAAUGUGAUGAUGAAGCUUUACUGGGAGACCGGGCAGGUUGAGAGGGUGCACACCAUGUACAGGACCAUGGAAGAGAGCGGCAUCAAGCCUGAUGUGUUCAGUAUCAACAUUCUGUUGACGGUGCUUGCAGCUGCUGGGAAUUUUGAUGGCAUUGAGGAAAUUAUCAAGAAGGUCGACCCGAAGAUCGUGAAUUGGCACUCACAUGCCAUUGUAGCCAGGGCUUUCAUGGAAGCCGGGCAGCAAGGAAAGGCCUUGCGAGCUAUCCAGGAAUCAGAAAAGCAGAUAGGUCGGAAGGAUGAGAGGGUUGCAUAUGGGUUCUUGCUUUCCAUGUUUGCUGAUUUGGGAAUGAGUAGUGAGGCAGACCGGGUUUGGAAUGACAACAAGUCCAAAGUGCCGGUAUGCAACUCGAUGUACAUGUGCAGGAUAAGUGGGCUGCUUAAGAUGAAUGACAUUGAUAGUGCUGAGAAAGCCUUUAGAGAGUGGGAAAGUAGGUAUGUUCACCAUGAUAUCCACUUAACAAACUUACUGAUAAAUGCUUACUGCGCCAAAGGUCUUAUGGAGAAGGCAGAAGCUCUCCUGGAUGAAGCUAUCGCCAAAGGGAGGACACCUCACCGUGGUACUUGGUAUAGGUUGGCUAGUGGAUUUUUCCAGGACGGCCAGGUGUCGAAGGCGGUGGAUAUGACAAGGAAAGCUCUUGCUUGUGCGUCUUCUCGAUGGGAACCUGACCUAACAAAUGUGCUAAUGAGCCUGGAACAUUUCAUGGAGCAAAAGAAUGUUGAAGCAGCCGAGGAGAUGGCAAGCAUGCUACGGAAUUUAGUACCUUUGACAAGGGAUGUUUACCACAUUUUACUGGAGACAUAUGUUCAUGCAGGACAACCAGUGUCAGAUUUACUUGAUCGCAUGAAAAAAGAUGGUUUUGAGGCUGAUGAAGAAACAGAUAAAAUCAUCGCUGGAAUAUGCCAGUAG
Messenger RNA from Triticum turgidum subsp. durum (durum wheat), 1488 nucleotides. The record is from the annotation of a GenBank genome assembly. NCBI's taxonomy places the organism in Eukaryota, Viridiplantae, Streptophyta, Magnoliopsida, Poales, Poaceae.